Messenger RNA from Xenopus laevis (African clawed frog), 3921 nucleotides. RefSeq names its product gastrula zinc finger protein XlCGF57.1-like. The coding region runs from base 402 to 2033 and encodes 543 amino acids. The record is from RefSeq and is a predicted model, not a curated record. NCBI's taxonomy places the organism in Eukaryota, Metazoa, Chordata, Amphibia, Anura, Pipidae. The transcript is spliced from 2 exons.
CUUUCCCUCCACUGGAACCGGAUGUGUCUGAGGUGAGUGUCCCGGGGAUCGGCUCAGUGAGGUGCGUGCGCAGGGAUGUGAGGGACGGGCUCCCCCCUGUCAGUGUUGACUCAGUCUGACGAGGAGAACAAUCCGAUCUGCAGAAUUUCCCAUAGUUCCAUGUAGAUCAGAGCUCUCAAGAUGACCUGAGAUGGGAUUAGUUUGAUGUUUAGCAUAACCCCAACCAAGUGCAAAGUCACAGAGCGAGGGGGGUCUGGUAGAACAUCUGACCAGAAUAAUCAACCUGAGAUGGUUCCAAAAUAUGACAACAGGUCUUCUACUCUAAGGAAAGAAAAGAAGCAAAAGUCUCCCACAAACAAUUUAAAAUAAAGCUUAAAGCCUUACACACAUUUAACAAGAAAAUGAAAAUUAUUACCAAAAGGACACAUUUAAGCCUAAAAUUAAACAUGAGCAGAACAUCUACACAAAGUAGUAAUCUGUAUAUUCUCUGUAGAGUCGCCAGUGCUGUGAAACCUUUUAUCUGCCCAAUAUGUGAGAGGAGAUUUUAUAUCAAUAGGGACCUUCUCACCCACCAGAGAAUUCACAUGGGAAAGAGAAGGUUUGUCUGUUCUAAAUGUGGGAAAUGUUUCUCUCACAAGAAGAUCCUCAUAGCUCACAAAUGGCUUCAUACUGGGAGGAAACCAUUCACCUGCACUGAAUGUAAUAAGGGCUUCUUAUGGAACAGGGACCUUCAGAAACACCGAGAGAUCCACAGGGAAGAAAAACUAAAUGUUUCUCAAAUUUGGACUCAAACUGAAGAAAAGAUACUCAGUGAUCCUAUUCAGAAUCCUACAGAAGAGAAGCAAUUAAUUGUUCCGAUUCAGAGUCCCACAGAGGAGAAGCAAUUAAUUGUUCCGAUUCAGAGUCCCGCAGAAGACAAGCCAUUUGUCUGUAUCCAGUGUGGGGAAGUGUACACAGAUAGAAGUGGACUGAAGGUUCAUCUUGAGAGUCACACAGAACAUUAUGAAUGUGAUGAUUGUGGGGAAAGUUUUGGGAAAAUGAGAGAACUCAAUAGUCACCCUCCAAUUAACACAGGAGAAAGGCCCUUUGUCUGUAAUGAAUGUGGGAAAAGCUACAAGGAUAAAAGCAAAUUAAAUGUUCAUCUUCUGGUUCAUACAGGAGAGCAGCGUUUUGUAUGUGGCGAGUGUGGGCGGAACUUUAGGGAUAGGAGUAGCCUUAACUCUCAUUACCUUACUCACGUUGGAAUGAAACCCUUUGUCUGUACCGAGUGUGGGAAAAGCUACAGCAGAAAGGUCCAUCUCAACGCUCAUCUUUCUGUUCAUACAGGAGUGAGUCCCUAUGUCUGUACGGAGUGUGGGAGGAUCUUUGGUAACAAGAAGGAACUCGUUAUUCAUAUUAAUGUCCACAAAGGCAUCGUUUUCCCAUGUACAGAGUGUGGCAAAUCCUUUCCGACAAAAAGAAACCUUGAAAGGCACCAUAUGAUCCACACUGGGGAGCAACCAUUUGAGUGCACAGAGUGCGGGAAACGCUUCCGGGAAAAGAGUAAAUUGGAAUUACAUCAUCUGCUUCAUACUGGGUUUAAACCUUUCACGUGUUAUGAGUGUGGCAAAGAGUUCAGGUUGAAGCAUUCUCUCAAACAUCACUUGCACACCCACACUGGGGUGAGGCCAUUUGUCUGCACUGAGUGUGGCAAAAGCUUUAUCACUAAAAACGGGCUCACUUCUCAUCUUCGGUGUCACACGGGAGAGAAACCAUUUGCCUGUUCUGAGUGUGGGAAAAGCUUCAAGGAUAAAAAUGCUCUUCAUGUUCAUCUCCGGGUUCAUACGGGAGAGAAACCGUUUGUCUGUACUGAGUGUGGGAAAAGCUUCAAGAAUAAAAGUACCCUCCAUGUUCAUGUCCGGGUUCAUAUGGGAGGGAAACCUUUUAUCUGUACGGAGUGUGGGCAGAGCUAUACCAGCAGUAAUGGGCUCAGGGGUCAUCUUCGGACACACACUGGAGAAAAUCCCAAUUCUUGCACUAAAUCUAGAAAAUGAUGGAAUUUAGCUGCGUUCAAGUUGUUUUUUCACAUUUUUACACAAGUUAAAUGGAUACUGUCCCUGCCGCUCUAGCAGAAUUCUGCCCUGAAAUCUAUUUUUUAAAAAAGCAGUUUUUUUUGUAUUUUAUUUUGAAAUUUGGUAUAGGGCUAGACUUAUGUCAGUUUCCCAGAAGCCCUCAGCUCAUGUGAUUUGAGUCACUGCUACACUGCAAGUUGGAGUGGUCACCCCCUCCCUUCCCCCCAGCAGCCCAUCAGCAGCCUAUAAACAGAACAAUGGGCAGCUAACCAGAUAGCAGCUCCAUCACACCUCUGCUGAAGAAUUUAUUGGCAUUGCUAAAAUUUGCUCCCUACCUAGUGGUAUACAUGAGAAUAGCACCAAAGCUUUAAAACCCUGCUUUAUUCCAGCUUGGGUGCUAUUGUCAUGUUUACCACUAGGCGGGGCUAACACGACCCAUGUCGUGGUAUAAUACAUUGGGAAAGUGAGGAACAAUAGUUGUCUCAAAACAGUUUCAUCCUUCUCAAAGCUCAGGACCAAAUACAUUUUUUGGUUCAAGAAUAACAUUUUAAAUAGCAGAGUGAAUUAUUUGCAAUGUAAACAGUGUAAUUUAGAAAUAAAAAGUAAAUCAUAAAAAUCAUGACAGAAUCCCUUUAAAUUCUGAAGUGUGAAAUGUGCUUUCAUAUUUUACAUUAAAACAGAACCUGAAAAUGUGACAUUCACACAAUGCUCAUUAACAAACUCACACAGGAGAGAAACCAUUGCCCGCACUGUGCUCUAAGGAAAGAGCAGAUUCAUAUAGAAUCAUAGAAUAGAAUCAUAGAACCAUAUGCCGGCAGUAAUUAGAGGACCCGCUUCUGACUCAAAUAAUCCCAUGAUUCCACGAGUGAUUUUUUAGAUGUACAUUGUGAUACAGUGUAUUAAUGUUUUGUGACAUAUGUCUUUGUACAUCCCGGGUAUCUAGAUGUUUAAUAUAUUCAUUUAUUUAUUGCACUGCCAGUAUGUCUCUGUAUAUCCUGCACUGUUUAUGUAUAAUGUUGUUCCACCUUGUAUUGCCCAGGGCGCUUACUAGAACCAUUCAUAAGGCUAUUUCUGAAAGAGGAAAGCGCACAUCUAAUAUUGUGACCAAUAACUCCAUAAAUAUCAAAAUGCAAUAUGGGCUUGUGCUCUGUUGGAGAAAAAGUAAAAAUAAUCCAACUAUCAGCACAUCAAUAACAAAAAUAUUUUUAUUUAAUCAAUAUAUAUAUAUAUAUAUAUAUAUAUAUAUAUAUAUAUAUAUAUAUAUAUAUUUUGUAUUUUAUAUUUUUUAUCAAUAACUAGAACCCCCUGCCCUCCGCACUUGAAAUGUGUAUUUUUGUGUGCGUGAACAAAUUUUCAUUCUCCUGGUUUAGAUACUGUUCCUAAAGGGGAACUAUCGAGCAAAAAGAAUAUUUACUUACGUAUUGUUAUUAAUAUAAGAAUUCAUUGCUCUCACUGUAGAAAAACUCUUUUUGUAGCUCAAAGUGAUAGUGACAUGUUCCUAUAACCAAUAGGAUUAGGAUAUUAUUUCUUGUAAAGAAGAGACCACUAUAAUUUUUGUUUUAUAUAAAAACCCAGCCCAGACUAUUAAGGGAUUAGCCUCCCAACCACUUUUGGACUGAAUCAACUCUACUGCUCCGCUAAAUAAAGCGUAGUUCUAGAAUAGUGAUCCUUUGAAGGCAUCUGAACAUCUGCCAUUGUUAGUGCUGAAUCGUAGAAUUCUAUUGUUUCUAUCUGUAUAUCGGGUAAUUCAGCUCUACACCUGUGUAUUGAAACUAAUGAUCUUUCCUGAAAAAGAUAAUUUCCAGGAAAGAUCACAAUUGUAAAGUCUAUGGCCACUUUUACAAAUAAAUCAGUUCUAACAACAGGUCAA